Amorphotheca resinae ATCC 22711 is the source of this 1548-nucleotide messenger RNA. RefSeq lists its product as hypothetical. The record is from RefSeq and is a predicted model, not a curated record. NCBI's taxonomy places the organism in Eukaryota, Fungi, Ascomycota, Leotiomycetes, Helotiales, Amorphothecaceae. The transcript has 2 exons. Bases 1 to 1548 code for a protein of 515 amino acids.
AUGUCUGUCGAUGUAUCUGACGAGCUGCCGGAUUUCUAUGCCUUUGGUGUAGCACCUGACCCGCCGGAAUCGUACAAUCAGAUGCACCCCGGCACGUAUUCCAAACCUGGCUUACCACAGUGGUACCGCUUCUUUCGCCCUAUCGAUAGCAUCCUCGAAUCCUUCAGCCCAACCCAUCAAGUUCAAGGAACUUACCCUCUGGGCAUCUACUCCAUCACCACAAAAGCCGAUCAAGUACCAAACGAGCUUACGUCUAAUAAUGGCCAUGACUCAGUUGAUAACGGCUCAGUAGUCGAUACUCGUGCCUCGCUCGAUUCUGUUACAGCGUGUUUCAACAGCAUAACCCACGAUGCACCUGCAUCUGGCCCCUCUGACCAUGCUAAUUCUUCUGACGAUGUUCACGUAUGCGAUGAGCAGUAUCCCGAGGGAGAUGCCAUCCAUGACGAUGCUCAUACUUUUGAUGGCACUCUCUCACAAAGUUCCCGCAAUUCCAACGAGGGCGAUUCCGAAGAUGAACAUCAGUCUGAUGAAAAUGGUCUACCAUCUUCUCCUCCAGUACACGAUAAAUCUGCGUAUUCUGAUGGUACUCGCUCUGAGGUUUCCCUCGGUGCCGAGGAAUCUGUCUACAAAGAGUCUGGCAACUUUGAGGAUGCUCGCUCUGAAGUUUCCCUCGAUGCCGAGGGAUCUGUCUACAGAGAAUCUGACAUCGGCGGGGACGCUCACUCUGAAAGUAAUCACGAGUCCGAUGAGACAACCCAUUUACCGGCAACCAGUUUACCAUCUUCUCUUCCAGCACAAGGAGACUACUACCGUGGCUCCACUCGUCUUCUAGCGAAGAAAUUAGGAGCAGACAAGAUGUUACGACCAUGGCCAGUAGCUCACAAAAAACACAGGCCAAGACGGGGGGAGCAAAACGAAGAUGAAGAUGAAGAUGAUGCUGAUUUUUCACAUAUUGGACUGCAGGACCUCAGCCGAAAGAGGUCAAUAGGCCUUGAUGAUAACUCUGACAUCUAUGGUGAUAGUGAUGAAGAUCAAAUGCCACCGCGGAAGAUUCCUAGAUCCAAAGGAAACUUUGUUACGAAAGCAUCACCAGCCGCACAUAGAACACUCGAUGGCCAGAUGAUGCUACCAAAGGAGAGAUUAUCUGGGGGCAAGAUGUUGCCGGGAACGCAAACAUCAUCAGAUAUGGAAUCACAAGGAAUUGAUGAGGCACCAAGCGCAAAGAAAUCCCCGAGUACCAAAGAGUCCUUGGGAAGACGAAAACGCGCAUGGGAUGCGGUUGAAGAGAGCGCAAUCGAGCAUGAAUUACGAAGACUCAGAGAUGAGGAAAAAGAGCAAGGGUUAACCGGGAAAUCCGGGAAAAGAGACUCAAAGCUUUGGAAAUACAUAUCAGAUGUUCUUCUGAGUCGUCACCAAAUCGAUCGAUCUCCAAUGGCAUGUAAAUACUACUGGGGUCGACACGGAAGGGCGAAGACGGGGUUUGACGAAAGAGCCGAAAAAGAUCCCACGCGUCUGGCCACUUCGGUUCAAACCAAGAGAGCUAGCUGA